Purpureocillium takamizusanense is the source of this 324-nucleotide messenger RNA. RefSeq lists its product as uncharacterized. The transcript has a single exon. Bases 1 to 324 code for a protein of 107 amino acids. The record is from RefSeq and is a predicted model, not a curated record. NCBI's taxonomy places the organism in Eukaryota, Fungi, Ascomycota, Sordariomycetes, Hypocreales, Ophiocordycipitaceae.
AUGGUUUGUGGGUGUGUGUGUGUGUGUGUCUCCAUCAUCAUCAUCAUCAUCGCCCUUCCGCAAACGGACGGCCCGCAUCUUCACCACCACCACUUACCACCGCGCAAGGAGGAGAAGAAGAAGAAGAAGAAGAAGGGAAAGGUUAAAGAUGGUCCGCGUGCACCCUCCCCUCGCGAGCCGGCCGGCCGAGGAAGAAUACAAGAAGAAGAAAAAAAUUCAAUCUCUCGGGCCUGCCUUGCCCUGCAGGCCCUGUCCUGCCCUGCCCUGCCCCUUGAAGGGGGGGGGGGGGGGGAACAAAACAAACAAAGUAGCGAGCGAGCCUAA